Molecule: messenger RNA, 1311 nt
Organism: Pteronotus mesoamericanus
Lineage: Eukaryota; Metazoa; Chordata; Mammalia; Chiroptera; Mormoopidae
Gene: PTGFR
Product: prostaglandin F receptor
Exons: 2
Coding region: 113-1240 (375 amino acids)
Biological process (GO): inflammatory response; positive regulation of cytosolic calcium ion concentration; adenylate cyclase-activating G protein-coupled receptor signaling pathway
Cellular component (GO): plasma membrane
Molecular function (GO): prostaglandin F receptor activity
Source: RefSeq, a predicted model, not a curated record
CAGUGCUCCUAAUUCUUCUGUCUUUAUGCUGCAGAUGCCUGGACUACAAGCUUGCACUAUUCUGAGAGGGAGAUGACUUGAGCAGCUGGCUUUUCUUUUUCUCUCCACAACAAUGUCCAUGAACAAUUCCAAAGAACCAGUGUCUCCUGCAGCUGGGCUCCUUUCAAAUACAACUUGCCAGACGGAAAACCGGCUUUCAGUCUUUUUUUCAAUAAUCUUCAUGACUGCGGGAAUCUUAUCAAACAGCCUUGCCAUUGCUAUACUCAUGAAGGCAUAUCAGAGAUUCAGACAGAAGUCCAAGGCAUCGUUUUUGCUCUUGGCUAGUGGCCUGGUAAUCACAGACUUCUUUGGCCACCUCAUCAAUGGAACUAUAGCAGUAUUUGUAUAUGCUUCUGAUAAAGACUGGAUCCGCUUUGACCAAUCUAACAUCCUUUGCAGUAUUUUUGGUAUCUCCAUGGUAUUUUCUGGUCUGUGCCCACUCUUUCUAGGCAGUGUGAUGGCCAUUGAGAGAUGUAUUGGAGUCACCAAACCAAUAUUUCAUUCUACAAAAAUUACAUCCAAGCAUGUGAAAGUAAUGUUGAGCGGUGUGUGCUUAUUUGCUAUUUUCAUAGCUUUGCUGCCCAUCUUUGGGCAUCGAGACUAUAAAAUCCAAGCAUCAAGGACCUGGUGUUUCUACAAAACAGAACAUAUCCAAGACUGGGAAGAUAGGUUUUAUCUUUUACUUUUCUCUUUUCUGGGGCUCUUAGCCCUUGGUGUUUCAUUCUUGUGCAAUGCCAUCACAGGAAUUACACUCUUAAGAGUUAAAUUUAAAAGUCAGCACCACAGACAAGGCAGGUCUCAUCAUUUUGAAACAGUCAUCCAGCUCCUGGCUAUAAUGUGUGUCUCUUGCAUUUGCUGGAGUCCAUUUCUGCUGACAAUGGCCAACAUUGGAAUAAAUGGAAAUCAUUCUAUGGAGACCUGUGAAACAACACUUUUUGCUCUCCGAAUGGCAACAUGGAAUCAAAUCUUAGAUCCCUGGGUGUAUAUUCUUCUAAGGAAGGCUGUCCUUAAGAAUCUCUACAAGGUUGCCAGACGCUGUUGUGGAGUGCAUGUCAUCAGUUUACAUGUUUGGGAGCUUAGCUCCAUUAAAAAUUCCUUAAAGGUUUCUGCAAUUUCUGAGUCACCUGUUGCAGAGAAAAUAAAUCGGCAAUCACCUAGUUUAAUAGGACAGCAAUUCAGUGUAGGCCUAGGACAAAAUUAAGAAAAGUUUGGCAAUGUUUUAUUUAAUUGUGUAAGUAUAUAAAGCCUAACUGGAAAAUUUAAGUGUCAGUG